Molecule: messenger RNA, 2223 nt
Organism: Mesorhabditis spiculigera
Lineage: Eukaryota; Metazoa; Nematoda; Chromadorea; Rhabditida; Rhabditidae
Source: the annotation of a GenBank genome assembly
AUGGCCGAAGUGUUGGUGUUGCCAAAGAUCUACGCCACAUCCGUCAACUUCCAGCCAUCAGUCGAUUUCAAGAAAAAGCGUAGCUCGUCGAAAAAGAACUACCGCCCCGCCACAAAAGCGUCGAGUCUCCCACCUAUCCACCCGGGCGAGAGUACAAAUUCAUGGCAUUCACCGGGCCCGAAGCGUAAUAAUUCGGUAGCCGCAGAAAGAUCAACUUCAGCUGUCAAUCGAUUGAAUGGAAACCCGAAGAAUGAGCUUGAUACCUCGCUCGAUCGCAUCCGUUUUCAUGCGCUCCAAAAGCGAUCCGAGCUGAAUAACAACCAUCUCGAGAAAAAUGGGACUGGCCCUGCUACAGUAGCCACCACGGCAGCGCCCCAAAAAGCAGCUGCGAAGCCUCGAGUAGCAAAAAAACCGGCCGCCCCUCAACCAGCGCUCGAUUUGGCCGCGAUGGGGCGGGCCAAGAGCGAGACACAAUUGUUGUUCGAAGACCGCGAAAAUCGACAGCCCUACAAUAUGGAUGACGCGCCGAUACGACCCGCAAAAAAUCCAGUAUAUGCUGACGAAUACCCACCGAGCCAGCCGCUAUCCAGUGGAUUGGUAAAGAAGAGCACAAGUCAGCACAGCUUGCCGGCGGCUACAAAUGCGCAACGGUCCAAAAAGCACACCUUCCUUCGCUCGGGCACUGGCAAUCGGGUAAAGCCAACGCCUCUCAGCCAAACUGCCGCUGCAAUAAACUCAAAGUCACCGCAGUCUGUGGCCACCGGUGGUGUAGCUGGUGCCUUGAAAUUGAUGAGCCAUGAAGAAUGGCAAGACAAAAUUGACGGCAUCAACCAGAUCUGCGAUUUAAGCACAUCAAACCCAGGACAAGUUGGUGGGCAUAUACAUGAGAUUUGCGUCGCACUGCUUGAAGAAUGUAAAAACUUGCGUUCGUCCGUUUCCCGCGUAGCCAUCGCGACCUUCUCGACCCUCUUUGCACAUUUAAAAGGAAAAAUGGACUCAGAGAUUGAGAAGAUCGGUGCGGUGCUUAUGAAUAAAUCCGGAGAUGUUUCCAACGCCUUCAUCCGUGAUGAUGCAAAUGAGGCAUUAGAAAAGAUGGUUACCUAUGGGUCUCCAAUGAAAGUAUUGCUGGUGCUCAGCCAAGCUGCAAAAUCGAAACACGUGACCAUUCGGGCUUCUUGUGGGCAAUUUUUAUCUCAACUCAUGCAACGUGUCGGCUAUGCAAAUGCGUUAAACAGCCCGGAAAUCAUGGGGAAACUCAUUCCAUUAAUCGUCAACUUGGCCAAGGACCAAACGCCAAACGUGCGGCAGCCAGCGAAAACUACCUUAUUCCAACUCAGCCAGCAACCAGGGUUUGAGGAGAAGCUCAGGAGAGGUUGCUUGGAAGCGGAUUGUCGUAGCGUCAAGGAUAUUUUGACCCAUAUCCAAAAGAAGGGAGGUGCCGACUGCCUUGAUUCAACAAGCACAAGCCUUGCCGGAAGCUUAUCUCGAAGCGGCUCCUUCAAAAAAAGCGCCGCCGUACAGAGGAAACUCCCGGACAACAUCCAGCUCGAUCUUGAUGAGUGCCGCAAGGACCUGACAGCGGCGGGCUGGGAGAAUAGGUUGACUGGCCUCCGGAAGUUCGAAGACCUGGCCAGAAGUAUUGGAAAAGCAGUGGCAGGGGAUACGAAGUUAAUGGAAGCAUUUAUCGGACGGCUUUCCGAUAUCAAUGGAAAGGUAUCGCUUGAGGCGAUGGAUACGUAUCUGGCUACGCUGCCUAGUAUGGCAAAACUUUAUUCCGGAGAAGCGGGACUGAAAGCUGUGUUGAAUCAGCUUUUGCUUGCCCUAUCUUCGCAUUUACCUUCAAAAAGCGAUGAACAUCGACAACUGGCACAAAAAUGUUUAUCGGAAACUGUUCGGUUAAUUGACGGAAGCGCUUUAUCCCCAGCCGUCGCAGCCGCCGCUCGGAAAGCUAACGUUAAACAACGGCCAUUUAUGCUUCACGUCUUUUCAACGCUCAACGACACGCUCUACCGUACGAAGCCCAAACAGGUCGAGAUCCAGGCGCUGCCGAUUCUUAUUGACACGAUUCGGACACCACCGGCUGAUGCUGAGAAUAAGAAGGCUGCCCAUGACUUCGCCCGUUCCCUGGCCAAAUUGAUGGGUGAGCGAGGGCUUCUGGAUGCAGUUGGCGGUGGGCUCGAUCCGGCAAAGAAGCAACAGCUCGAGACCAUUAUCCGACAGCGA